AUGGAAUACAAGUCUGCCUUUGAGCUGCGGCAGCAGGCUCUGGAUCUCCCAAGUCCCUUGUCCUCGAAGUCGAGGGCGGGGAAAAAGGGCUCGACGUCAGCCUCCUCGAGUUCAACGCUGCCCACUGACGCGGGCAACAAUGCGGCGGCGAUGGACGCCGACCCCGAGGACCCCACGGCACUUGUCCGUGAGCUGCCGGCGCUGGACAAGCUCAACGCUCUCAGUGCGUCCAUGAAAAAUGAGGAGGAGGUGCAGAACUACGUGGAGGCGAAGAAUCUUUCUCUGGAGGAUACCGCAAAGUACAUCAUGGCACACGGAAGUACCGGUCAGAAGAUGUCGCUGUUCCAGCGUCUGAAGGAAACACUCGUUGGUGUAGACAUGUCCAGCAUCUCACAGGUAUUAAUGAUUGUGGUGGACUGUAUGUGGGUACAGGAGCCAGAAUUGCAGUGUUUUGCACCAGGCGCCUUGCUGGAAGUGCUGCCCCUGCUGAACAAUAGUGUGGCACGGGAGCUGUUUAUUGUGACAAGUACAAUGCUAAGCGUCAAAACGGCUGAGGUUCGGAUAGCGUGGAAUAAGCUGUUUCCUGCCUUCAUCGAUUACCUGAACAUUAAACAGCUGGACAACGACGUGGUACCGCUCGCGCUGAAAAAGACGGAGUAUGCGCAGCCGCAGGACCAGCGGGAGCUUAGCUGUCUACUAAUCGGUGGCGUCUGCCGCCACCUGCCUCGCGACGUUGUCGAACGCAAACUGAUGAACAAGGUCCUGGCCCUGUGUCAGGACACUAACGUGGGCGUGCGGCGAAGCAUGUGCCAACAACUAGGCAUCGUGGCACGCGCCCUGGGCGUGGAGGUGGCCAAGGAGAAGGUAGCGCAGGAGCUCUUUGAGCUCCUCAACGACGAGGAUCAGACCGUCUCUCGGGCAGCAUUCUCGUGUUUAGUUGACUUGGUGGAGUUUUUCGGUCCCGCCUACCGCCGCGAGCACCUCUACCCCAUCAUCAAGGGCUUUAUCUCGCAUCCGCCGGAGGAGGUGGUGAGCCUCAUCGUCGGGGAGUUUGGCCGCUUUCUGUGGGAGAUAAAGGCUGACAUUCAAACCAGCGAGGACGUCACUCUGUUUGCCGGGUUUUACCAGAACGCCGCCUUGAAGGGCGAUGAUGCGACUCGGUAUCGCUGCGCCUACAACCUGCCCUCUGUCACGGCGUCGCUGCCCAUUUCUGUCUUUCCUGUUUACCUGGCCCCAUGCUCUGAGGCCCUCGCCACCGACUCGACUGAACCUGUGCGACGCAGCAUCGCCGCCGGUUUGCAUGAAUUAGUUCCACUCCUUGGCGACAAGGCAGCCGUGCAUCUUCGAAAGCCGUUUUUGGAUCUCUUGAAUGAUCCGCAAAAGAGUGUUCUGACUGCCCUCUCAGUUCACUCUGGGAUUUUGCUGGAGUGCUUUGUGCAGCAGCUUAAACCGACGGAGCGCAAGGCGUUUUUUUUCAGUAUGGAAGGUAUACUGCUACAACUUAUUGCACGCGCUGAGCGGGACUGGCGCAUUAUGGACCACGUGCUUCAAAUGCUCUCCUUGUACUACGGGGAGUUUCAGGAGACGGCGUUGUACGAAAAAUUUUUACCCCUCCUCCUAAAAUAUGGGCGAAAUGGGGCCUAUUGCCUCAAGGAUCGGAGUGCUGAGGUAUGUAUUAAGAUUGCGGCGAGCCUGUCGAACGUCAACAACAAGGUUCAGUUUUUUAGUAAGCUGAACAACGAAUACGCCCAUAGCUCUUCAUGUAUUCUACGCAAAGACUAUUUGAGAUUUGUCCGUGCCGCUUGUUCUUUGUUCUCGCGCCGCUUCAUUCGUGAGAGGAUGCUUGAAUGCUGCUUUGAGCUUCAGCAUGAUCAAAUGGACAUGGUGCGCCUAGAGCUUGCGCGGCUACUGCCGUCGUUGCGUAGGGUGCUGGAGGCCUUACCCACCGAAAGUGCGCUGGAGGAGUACCAGGACAUGGUGCGUCGUCUGCAGAUGGAUGAGAGUGCCGAAGUGCGCGCGGUGGCACAGACGGGGUUGGAAGUGAUUGAGGUUCGUGACCGAGAGCUAAAGCGUGACGCUGGCAAAAUCAAGUUCGAGGAGGAAAGUAAGGAGGAUAGGCGACGCGAGCAGGUGGAGGGACAGCUGCUGGAUGUGGCGAAGGAGUACGACAAGGCAGAACGCCGCUCCAAGCUGCGUGACCUGCUGAAGUCGGAGCGCGAGAGGGAGCAGGCGGAGGCGUCGCGCAAGAGUGGCCUGGGCAGGCGCACGAUGAAGAGCUCAACGAUCUAUCCAACGCCCACCCACGCCGGGCGCUCACAGCCCAAGCCGCAGCUGACAAGCCUCGGAGGCGCCGUACCCCAUAAGAGAACGCAGCGCUAG
This is a messenger RNA of Trypanosoma conorhini, 2379 nucleotides long. Its product is annotated as serine/threonine-protein phosphatase 4 regulatory subunit 4. The record is from RefSeq and is a predicted model, not a curated record. The coding region runs from base 1 to 2379 and encodes 792 amino acids. The transcript has a single exon. Lineage: Eukaryota; Euglenozoa; Kinetoplastea; Trypanosomatida; Trypanosomatidae.